Messenger RNA from Danio rerio (zebrafish), 3653 nucleotides. Lineage: Eukaryota; Metazoa; Chordata; Actinopteri; Cypriniformes; Danionidae. The record is from RefSeq and is a predicted model, not a curated record.
GGGUCGCGCAGAUACGUCACUCCGACAUGGAGCCUGUGCUGGUGGCGGACCUUUGGUCACCCGGUUGAGAUGGAGCAAAGUUUAUUAAAACGGCGAAAAGCUGAUCUCAGAUUCCGUUAAAACUGACAUCUAGAAGCAUUCCCUGUGAUCAUAACACGAUUUGAGCUGCAAAUGCUGUUAAUGGCCACAAGAUGAAGGCUCAACUUCAGAUAACAGUUCUGUCUGCUAAGCUGCGGGAGAAUAAGAAGAACUGGUUUGGGCCCAGUCCUUAUGUGGAGGUGUUUGUGGACGGACAGUCGAAGAAGACGGAGAAAUGCACCAACACCCACAGUCCCAAAUGGAAACAGUCUCUCACUGUGAUCGUCACUCCUUUCAGCAAGCUAAUUUUCCGGGUUUGGAGCCACCAGACACUAAAAGCGGACAUUUUGCUUGGCGUGGCCAGUCUGGAGGUCAGCGAGACCUUAAAAGCCAACAACAUGAAGAUCUGUGAGGUGGUGCAGACGCUGCAGUUGAGCUCAGACAGAGGGCGCUCGGAGCAGGUUGGAGAUCUGUCUUUGUGUCUGGAUGGACUUCAGGUGGAUGCAGAGACUUUCGCUUCAGAGGAACAAAAGCACAAUGCUGUUGUUAAUGGAGAAUCCAGACUGAACGGGGAUGCCAUAAGAAGUCGAGACUCUUCUCCAUCUAGUGACAUCACUGACGAUGCGCCUUUGCCCAAUGGCCAUGCAGUGGGAAGCUCCGCCUCUGCAUCUCCAUCCACUGGGGCUUUGAGAGCACCGCGUCCCCUUCGACCCCAGAGACCACCGCCUGCUUCACCACAUAAACAUACUUCCUCCACAGCAUCCUCUACUGGCUCGACUCCCACUCACGGCAGCAGCGCUCCCAGUCCAGAGAUGUCUCCACGAGUGUGUGUGAAUGGAGAAACCGAGAGUCAAGGGUCAAGCUCGGGCUCAGGCUCAAAUCAGGCACCCAGAGCCAGUCCAACACCACCCAGAGCUCCAGCCAUCACCAACGGCCCUCUUCCUCCAGGCUGGGAGCAGAGAGCGGAUCAGAACGGACGCGUUUACUAUGUUGAUCACAUCGAGAAAAGAACCACAUGGGAAAGACCUGAACCUCUGCCACCAGGAACCACCACAUGGCAGAGACCCACGCUAGAGUCGGUGCGCAACUAUGAGGAAUGGCAGAACCAGCGCAGUCAACUUCAGGGAGCCAUGCAGCGCUUCAACCAGAGGUUCAUCUAUGGCCUGCAGGAACAGCUCGCGCCGACAGCUAAUAAAGAGUUUGACCCUCUGGGACCGCUGCCGUCAGGAUGGGAGAAACGUACCGACAGUAAUAGGAGGAUGUAUUUUGUUCACCAUCCUACAAGAUCCACACAAUGGGAAGACCCUCGCACACAAGGGUUGCUAAAUGAGAAGCCUUUGCCGGAAGGUUGGGAAAUGAGGUUUACAGUGGAUGGGAUUCCCUAUUUUGUGGAUCACAACAGAAGAACUACAACAUACAUAGACCCCCGUACAGGAAAAUCCUCGCUUGAGAACGGCCCUCAGAUCACAUACGUACGAGAUUUUAAAGCCAAAGUGCACUAUUUCCGCUUCUGGUGUCAGCAAUUAUCAAUGCCUCAACACAUCAAAAUCCAUGUGAGUCGCAAAACGCUGUUUGAGGACUCAUUUCAGCAGAUUAUGGGUUGCCAUCCACAAGACCUGAGGCGAAGAUUGUGGAUCAUUUUCCCAGGGGAGGAGGGGCUUGACUAUGGAGGCGUGGCCAGGGAAUGGUUUUUCCUGCUCUCGCAUGAGGUCCUGAACCCCAUGUACUGUCUGUUUGAAUACGCCGGCAAAGAUAACUACUGCCUACAGAUUAACCCAGCAUCCUCCAUCAACCCAGACCACCUCAAAUACUUCAAGUUCAUCGGCCGCUUCAUUGCUAUGGCUUUGUUUCAUGGGAAGUUCAUCGACACCGGCUUCUCUUUGCCCUUUUAUAAGCGCAUCCUGAACAAACCUUUAGCUCUGAAGGACCUGGAGUCCAUCGACCCCGAGUUUUACAACUCUCUCAUCUGGAUCAAGGAUAAUAAUAUCGAGGAGUGUGGCUUGGAGAUGUUUUUCUCUGUGGAUAAGGAGAUUCUGGGAGAGGUCACAACUCAUGAACUCAAACCUGAUGGAGGAAACAUUCAGGUGACGGAGGAAAAUAAAGAGGAGUAUAUCAGGUUGGUUGCUGAAUGGAGGUUGUCCAGAGGAGUCGAGGAGCAAACUCAGGCCUUCCUCGAGGGCUUUAAUGAUGUCCUGCCGCAGCAGUACCUGCAAUACUUUGACGCCAAAGAACUUGAGGUUAUGCUGUGUGGGAUGCAGGAGAUCGAUCUGGGCGACUGGCAGAGGAACUCUAUCUACAGACACUACGCUCGCAGCAGCAAACAGAUCGUCUGGUUCUGGCAGUUUGUGAAGGAGAUGGACAAUGAAAAGCGCAUGCGUCUGCUGCAGUUUGUGACCGGCACAUGCAGACUUCCCGUUGGGGGAUUCGCUGAUCUUAUGGGCAGCAACGGACCGCAAAAGUUUUGCAUUGAAAAAGUGGGAAAAGAAAACUGGCUGCCGAGGAGCCACACAUGCUUUAACCGUCUAGACCUGCCGCCCUAUAAAAGCUAUGAACAGUUAAAGGAGAAGCUGCUCUUCGCCAUCGAGGAAACAGAAGGUUUCGGUCAGGAGUAAAGCAUGAAAACAUCAGCUCAUAAUCACCAUCAUAUCAGAAGCUGCUACCGAGAGAUCAGCAGUGUUUUCCUGGACGCUCUCCUCAUCUCUCAGCUUUCUGUUUCUCUGAUUUUCUCGCCAUUCUGAUUUUAUACUGCCUUAGUUAAAGAUCUGCGAUGAAACAAACACUUCAGCUCGCUCUAUGCACAAAACCUGCGUCUCAACAUGCAACAAACUCUCUCCUUUCGCUUUUUUUCUUGAGCUUUGAGUUUGCAUGUCAUUUUUAGACACAGAGAGGUAGGAUGCGUUGCACUUUAUUAGUAAAACACACACACACACACACACACACACACACACACACACACAGGCGUAAUAUGCAACAGGUCAAACUUCAGCUCACAAUCCAAAGAAGUUGCUGAUGUAAUUACUGAUUGCAUGGUGAAAAAUGAAGCCUGUUUUACAUUUUACAUUAAAACUUGACAUUAUAAUGCUAUAAAUGCUGAGUUUUUGUCUUGUUUCUUGUUUAAAUGUUGAAAAAGUCUUAAAUUAAGAGGCUUUUUCUUGACAAAUAAACAUGAUUGUGAUGUUUUUAGAAAUAAUAUGUAAAAAUUAAGUAAGUUUUUCUUUAAAACAAGCUUAAUAAUCUGCCAAUGAGUUGAGUAAAAUAAUCUAAAUGCAAAACAUUAAUUUGCUUUCACCUAUGGCAGAUUAUUUAGCUUGUUUUAAGGAAAAUCCCUCUUUAUUUUAACAUAUUACUCCUGAAAACAACACUAGUUGUCUUGAAAAUGCUCCUUUAUCGCAGUAUUUUUAGAUAUUUGAGCUAGAAACAAGUCAAAAUAAGUAAGAAAGCAUUUUUGCAGUGUCCCGAAAUGCAAUAAAAUUCCAUUCUCAAUUCAUUAUUGUUUAAAAAAAACACAAUUGCAAAAAAAUAGGCUUCAUGUUUAAUGGUUUUUUAAUGUGAAAUAAACUUAUUUUGAUUUUCAC